CCCUCCUCCACCCCGCAUUGUCCUCAGCCUCAAUUGUCUCCUCAAUCCAAGACCCCACGCAUCCACCAACACCUUUUCUGGCGCUAGAGUCCUAUAAUGAGCGAGCACCGACUGCCGUCCUCCUCGCGACCACCGUUAUGCUGAAGACAUGAACUCGGACAUUGGCCACUGGCAGCCCGGCCAGCGACAGUCUGAUGUGCAUUGGCUUCACCACCAUUACCCUCCCGAGCAGACGCAGCUCGCGCACAUCCCGAAGACACGCACCAGUCCUGUCGUCACCCGGACGAAAGUGGCCCGGUAUGGCUCCCAGUCGAGCACGCAGCGACCGUCGUCGAGCGGGGGAGAGCACAUCAUGCUGCCAUAUCGGUUUGCGCCCCCGCGAAGAGCAGAAUCCUACUCGCACCCUACUCCGCUGGAAGAGUUCCGCAGCUCCAGACGGUGGCCACCCCAGGGUUACCGCAAGGAUGACGCCCUCACCCCCAAGCAAGCCGAGGAGAUUAUAUGCCCUGGAGCGUCCACCUUCAAGGGAUAUUGGGACGAGAUCGAGCAUGCGCCGCCGGGCUAUGUGCGAUACUAUGCCGUCAUGGAGAGCGAACACCAGGGCAGGACAGAUCGGGCGUCCUUUCGGCAUACCGCUUACCGGGACAUUUCCUUGAACAUGACGGGCGCCACCGAUACCCAAUUCCCCUGGCUGUCGCUGGAGCAGCCCUGCAUGGCAUUUGCCUUUGGGAAAAGCGCAGGCACGACUACUCUCAACUACUGGGUCAGCAAGUCCGGGAGCACCCAUCCUCCGACCAAGUUUGCGGGCAGCGUGAAGCCGCGCAAGCUGAAGCUGCUGCAGAUUCUGGACCGACUACGGCAGUUGGAGAAUGGCCUUGAGGAUGACCCUGACGAGCAGUACCGGUACCUAUAUAGCACUCUCAUCGAGGAUCCAGAUCGCUACAGCGAGAAGCCGCACUUUGGGACCGAACAGCAGAUCGCCGACCUCAUCACCGUGCUUACCCAUCCCAGCUGGAUCGAUUUCUCGCAGCCCAAGAAUCAGGUGGUGGCAAAGUUCUUCGAUUCGCCGGACCAGCACAAGAAACAGGAGUUUUUCCAUCAACUGCUUCUCGCAGCGGAGCUCCAUCUGCGAAUCCACUCCAACAAUCGCAGUGACAAGGCGAAGCGGAAGCUCAUCCUACAACUGCCCCCGACUAUAGCGUGGGAUCUGGCCGUGGCCCAGCGCUGGCUGGAAAAUAUGACGAUUACGAAAUCACGAACGUCGCAUAGCCAGAGCACAUUCAGCUUUGAACUCACGAGCAAGAAUAGGCAGAAGGAGGCACUGAGGGUGUUUGCCGAGACGCUGAAAUGGCCGAAUAUGGACGAGUUGGAGUAUGUUUUGGACGAGAAGGAUCCGCAGGAGAGACCGCUGGAAGACCGCUCUGCAGACGCCAUGUCCUGGUUCUCGGGCAUUAUCCUCCCCGGAAAGACCCUGCCGUGGCUCAUCAUGAACAGCCUGAUUGACUGUGACCGCGACACGGGUGAGGCACUCAAGUAUCUGACGCAUAUGCAUCCUGCUGCGGGCUUUCAAUACCGGGCCAACACAUACUGGUCGGCAGACUGCAUUGUAGGCAAAGUUUUAGGAGCGGCGCGAGGGGUGAAGCAAGUGGCAGGAUGGAUCGGCCCGUGUAUCUACAGUCCGCAGUUGAAGCGCACCGAAAGUGUGCGAAUUCGGCAGCUCGAGCCCAAGGAUCCUCGACUGACGCCGAAAGAUGUCGAGAGUAUGGAUGUGCGAUCGCAUCCCCUAGGCCCAAGAGACACGAGUUACCCGAUUGACGACUACGAAGUCCCAAUGGCGGAUAGGGAAGAUGUGACGGACCUGAUUCGCGUGGAGAAGCUGGGGUUCCAGCCGGCGAAGGAACAGCCGCCAACGAGGCAGGGUGCAGGCGCACCCUUGACGUUUGAUGCGGCGAUAUACUUUGCCUGCAGAGGGAAGAGCUGGCCCAUGAGACUGAGGUACAACGUGGACUUUGUCAACGCCUUUCCCUGUCAUCAAGGUCCGCAUGUGCUCUUCUACGACUUCUCUUAUAAGGCCAUCAAGAUCGAUGGCGGCCUCGUGGACCUCAACGACUGGGAUCGCGAAUCGGGUCUCGUGUCCCGGCAUCGCUCGCGCGGGCGUUCGGCAUCCCCCUCGAAGCACUCGAGCGCCCUCGCCACGACCCGCUGGUCGGACGCGGCGGAAGAAGAGGAACUCGCGCACAUGCGCGUCACGAAGGUGCUGGCGAUCGAGGCGUUGGGGGUGAGCGACAACGAGGUGUUUGCGCGGGCGUGGUGCGCGCAUCACGGGCACAGCGCCAUUGUGGCGAAUAUCAAGGAGACGUGCAUGGCGUGCGCGAUUCGAGAGGCGUAUGCGGCGUGUAUCUCUGUGGUGAUUUUCACCGAGGGCGGCAAGGAGGAGGAGAAGGAUAGGGGGGUGUAUGAUGGGUUGGCGGAGAGGUGAGGGGGUUUUUGCUUUGGGUUGAUGCAAUUGGGCGGGCGGUGUGUCCCUUAUGAGGUAUACGGCGGGGAAUUUAUGGGGGAUUGCAUGCAGCACUCUGUUCUCUUGCUUAUGGGUGGGCUGGAGGCAGAGAUCGGCGUCUGGGGGUGUUUUCCAUCAUGGGGAUGGCAUGUCAUGUGUUAACGAUACCUUACGUAGCAUGAGUUAUGAAUGUAUGAAUCUGGA
Messenger RNA from Westerdykella ornata, 2701 nucleotides. RefSeq lists its product as uncharacterized. The record is from RefSeq and is a predicted model, not a curated record. NCBI's taxonomy places the organism in Eukaryota, Fungi, Ascomycota, Dothideomycetes, Pleosporales, Sporormiaceae. Bases 149 to 2479 code for a protein of 776 amino acids. The transcript has 5 exons.